GCCUUAAUCCGGAUUCAAUUGCUCGCAGCUGUGUGUCGUUAACUGGCUACGUUCUGGUUGGUCAGGGCAGGUCACCUGUAACACUUAUAAACCUUUCACAGGAUCCCGGUGGUACCUGAGCUGUUCAUUCAACAUGAUGGCUGGUUGGGGUGCUGCACGGGCUUUGCUCCUUGUUCUGCUGACUGGUUGGAGUUACAGCUACCCUGUAAACCAAGGCACUUCCUGGGCUGUUCCACCUCCCAGUCCCUUUUCUCCUGGGACAUCCGGAGGACCUACCACUGAUAAGCUUGACUACAGCGUACCUGCCCCUCAAUUCCUUGGUGCUGUGAGCCGGCCUGACUAUUCUGUUCCACAGUACCAGGCAGGGGAACUGAUCGAGGAACAGAAAACCUUUGAGAAUGGCCACUAUGAUUCUGAGACAAAAGAGGGAGGUUCCUUGCCACCACCACCACCACCUCCUGUCUACCCUGCACCACCUUCACCAGGCUUUAGUGGUGGACUUGUAACACAAGGCGUGGUACCUUACCCACUUCAGUACCCUUCCUAUGACUUCCUUUUCCUGACUGGCCAGUAUCCUCAAGGCACGUAUACUCAAACCAGCAAAAGCUUUGAGCAGGGAAGGGACACCUGGGAGAACGCUCACUACACAGGGGACAACGCUCCCAGAACUCAGCAGGCCGUCAAGCAGGUGAGUAUUGGGAGGGGUAGUCAUGGUCUGAGUGUCAACUGGACAACAGUGGCAUUGGUGUACGUGGUUGUUAAUCGCUGCUGGGCCGAUCAUGCCACGGGUACUGGUCUGCUUCAGUUGGCAAGAUUUUCAGAGCUUGAGAUUAACAUGUUUCCUUUCCUCUUUCAGGUUGGCUAAAGGGAGCAUCUGAAG
Molecule: messenger RNA, 880 nt
Organism: Etheostoma cragini (Arkansas darter)
Lineage: Eukaryota; Metazoa; Chordata; Actinopteri; Perciformes; Percidae
Exons: 3
Coding region: 134-865 (243 amino acids)
Source: RefSeq, a predicted model, not a curated record